Molecule: messenger RNA, 1633 nt
Organism: Scleropages formosus (Asian bonytongue)
Lineage: Eukaryota; Metazoa; Chordata; Actinopteri; Osteoglossiformes; Osteoglossidae
Exons: 8
Coding region: 485-1549 (354 amino acids)
Source: RefSeq, a predicted model, not a curated record
UGUGUGUGUAGAGGGAAUGAGGAAGUGCAUCAGGCCACAGGUUUCUCAUUUUUUGGUGACACUCCAAGGCUACUCUUCAGGCAAAAGCAAAGCAGGAGCAAACAAGGACUAAAGGAGGGAAACGGGGCAACAGGACCACGCUAACAUCACCUCUGUGAGGGCAGAGAUCAGCGACGGGCAGCCAGAUCCCCCCCCCCAGGACACACAGUGUUCAAGAUGACCCUUAAAGGACUGCUCCUAAGUUCUUCUGCAAUCUUGGCCCCUUCUGUGUCGUGUUCAAAAUAACCACAAGUGGACACUUAACUACAUCUCCGAAUGAAGGCCCCUUUCUGCCUUGAUGCCCACAAAAAGACACACCUUCUCUGCAACGGGAAGUUAGCUGUUACAACUAGGCCAAGUGAGACACAGCUGGCCUUUUGCCCUGUCUCUGCUGAGGAGCAGCUUCAGUGAGCCCCAGGGUGAAAGGAAGGGUGAGCAGGUUGCCAUGGCUCCCUUGGCAGCUGGGAUUUUAGGCUCGGCACCCGAGGCCCUCCUUCCAGGGGUCACGCUGAUGACCGUGCUUUUCAUCCUUGUCCUCUUCAUCAUGCUCCUCGCUCUCUGCUCCAGCUGCAAGAGAAAUUCCUUUGAUCUUGAGGACAGCAAACCAGAAAACAACCCAUCCUCCUUGCUUCACGUGAUGAAGUUGGAUAAAACCAAGGAAGGCAGAGACAACCCCAGUCAUAGCUGGGUCACAAUGGAUGAAAUAGAUGCCUUUCCUGCACCAGAAAACAGUAUUGUACAAAUGAACACCAACUCAGCACAUGAACCAUACCAACCAUGGAGGAAUCAUACUGGCAUUCUGAGACCUCAAGGUGAGACUCAUGCUGGCAUUCAGGAAUUGUCGAACCCUAACACUCCAAGAGAAUCCUCGGGUCCAUUCAUUGGAAACCUCAGGGUACAAAGAAUCCCAAUUGACCCAGUGGCCAGUAUCCAACAGGUCCCAGCAUCGGUGGUCAGUCCAUUGAGGGAUAUGGAUUCCAUGCAGGAGUCAGGUCUUUCUCUGAUGGCACUUGGCCAUUCAGUUGCCUCUGCAGAUAAAUUCCAACUGAGUCAAGGCAGUGACAGUCUUCAAAACCCUACUGCCUCUUUGCAGCACUCACAAAGCGAGAACAUCUACGAGGUUGCCACAGGAGACAGAGGACCAAUCUCCAUGAUUUUGCCCUACGCUCACAUGACCCAAGAGGAUUUUGUGAACCCGGCAUAUCAUACAGCAGAAGAACUGAUGCAGCUUCAGAGCGACGUGACCCCUCCUAGUCACGUGUCCGACUCGCAAAAUGGGAACGCUGUACCGCCCACUUUGCAGGAAGAGGAAGGCCACGAGUCAAGUGCCAAGCGGCUGAACGAUGUAUACGCAAAGGUCAGCAAGAAGAGCAGGAACCAGGAGCUGCCCCCUCCACCCUCUGUACCACCACCAGUGAAUGAGGAUCAUGGUGAAGAAUGGGAAGAAAUCCCCAUUCCACCAUUACCACAGCAAUACAUCAGUCAUAAUGACUGUACCACUGCAGUGUAGCAGGUACACGAUACGGGAAAUUAGAGAAAAAAUAAAAAUAUAAACACACACUGUCUGAAGCCACUUUUCCUGAAGUGAGCCGGA